AUGGGCGACGAUUCAGAGUCAAAACUUAAAAUGCGCCAUAGUUUCUGCACACCACGAAUACCAAAGCAUUUACCAGAGUCUGACAACAGCUGCAAAUCUGAUAUCAACUUUUUAAGAUCUAGACAAAUAAAGCAUGAAAACAUAGUUAACAAUCUCAGGAAUUUGGGAGAAUACUACAAAAAAUAUGAACACGAUGAAAUCCCUGUCAAGGAUUCAAAGUUCUACGAUUUUACUGAUGUUGGAGAUCGAAGGUCACUGACUAAUUCAGAACUUGACAAACUUGAAAUGAAAAUUUUCAAAAAUAUAUCUCAGGAACUUCAAACUGACGAUAACUCGCUCACUAGUCUGGAGUCGAACAUAAAAUUCUUUAAAACUACGGUCCAAGAGAUAUUUGACAAUUUUUAUGCCAGUAUGCGGGACUUUGAGCUUUAUAAGAAAAGAUUUUAUGAGAUUCUUGCAAAGAACGAUACGGAAGCAGUUGCCGAUAUGGAAGACUUCAUUAAAGAUAUGAUACAACACAUAAUGUCCUCUGAUACAUCAAUAUCAAAUGAAAGUAAAAGGUCGUGCGACAGCAAGAGUUCAGAUCAUUCUAAGAAAAGUGAUGACUCUCUAAAAGACAACGAGACAGAAUCGUCUAUUCAAACCUCAAUUCAUGUGGAGGACACUUUCACACUGACCAGUCUCAACAAAAAAUCUGAUAUCGAAAACCUGGCACCCAUAGUGGAGGCUUACAAAAAUGAAGAAUAUCUCACUGAUUCUACUCUAAAUGAAAAAAAAGUUAAUAAAGAAAAAGAAACUGCGAAAGAAGAAGUUUUCAAUAUUUACUUGCUUAGCGGCAAUCCUUGUGUACAGAUCAAAAUGAAUGAUCGCAAUCUACUGUCGGAAAUAAAUAUAAAGAAACCCUCCAAAUCCCUUGAGCAUGGCAAGCAAGUAGCAUCUGCAGAGAAUAUGAUUCAAGUGGCUGCCAAAAAGAUGGAACUUAAGAAAUAUGUAGAACAGGAACAAGAAGAAUGCGAUGUUCCGGAUAGAGAAAUACCUGUCAAGGUUUCUUGUGCUAAGAAGAAUAUUUACCUCAACGAGGACUUCAGUCAUGACCGUGAAUCUGAAAAAUCUUUUAUAUCCAAAAUAUGCAACUUUUUGUGUCGUAAAUUUCGUAAAUCGUGA
Molecule: messenger RNA, 1164 nt
Organism: Arctia plantaginis
Lineage: Eukaryota; Metazoa; Arthropoda; Insecta; Lepidoptera; Erebidae
Source: the annotation of a GenBank genome assembly